GCAACUCCAAAUUCAUGAGCUUCCCUUCCGAUUCCGACUAUAUGGUGGUGCCAAAGCCGGUGGUCUUCUUCUUCCUCUUUCUUGCGUACGUAGAAUUCGCCGUCUCCCUGGUCCUCUACUGCCUCGGCUUCUACGUGCCGUCGGAGCCGCUCACCCCCCCGUGGGAAGAAAAUGUGUUCUACUUCCCGGGGGCGGCGACCGACACCACAUCGUCGGCGAAGUCUCCCUCCGCGGUGGCCCCUUCGUCCAUAAAGCAGCAGCUCAGGGUGGUAGAGUUCUCGAGCUUGCCGAGGAGGUGCCGCUUGGACGACCCCACCUGCGUCAUCUGCUUGGGAGCUCUGGAGGCCAGGCACAUGGUUAGGGAGCUCGGCAACUGCGGCCAUGGAUUCCACCAGGAGUGCAUAGAUAAGUGGGUGGACGCUGGUCACGUUACGUGUCCGCUGUGCAGGGUUCGCCUGCUGCCCGCCGCGAAACAGGAAGGGCGGUGGCGAAGGUUUCUAUGGGUUUGGUGAGAUGUACAUAUCAGCUCACCUGUCGUCUGUGUAGGGCGCGCCCGUUGCUUUCUCUGGGAAGGAGUUUGAUAGCAGUUAAGAUUUUCGUAAUUAAAAUUUCUUUAACUACAUAAGAAAUACCGUAAUUCGAUUGAGAAAUUUUUUUCCUUAACGUGUAUAAAUAGAUAGUAUCAU
This is a messenger RNA of Musa acuminata subsp. malaccensis (wild Malaysian banana), 686 nucleotides long. Its product is annotated as probable E3 ubiquitin-protein ligase RHA1A. NCBI's taxonomy places the organism in Eukaryota, Viridiplantae, Streptophyta, Magnoliopsida, Zingiberales, Musaceae. The record is from RefSeq and is a predicted model, not a curated record.